This is a messenger RNA of Humulus lupulus (European hop), 1635 nucleotides long. RefSeq lists its product as uncharacterized. The transcript has 4 exons. The record is from RefSeq and is a predicted model, not a curated record. The coding region runs from base 1 to 1635 and encodes 544 amino acids. Lineage: Eukaryota; Viridiplantae; Streptophyta; Magnoliopsida; Rosales; Cannabaceae.
AUGGCAGAAAAGCUGGCUGGUUAUCCCGAAAAGUUAUUGUGUCCAUGCAAAGUUUGUCGAAACUUAAGUCAGCAAUGUAUUAGCAUUUUGUAUGAACACUUAGUCAUUUAUGGGAUUGAUCCAACAUACAAAAUCUGGUUUCAUCAUGGGGAAGAAUUAUCAAGACAUGAUGAUAUAGAGACAAUGGAAACCUUUGAUUCUUACAACUUGUUUAGGGCUACAAAUAUCGAUGGUUGUGAUUUUGAAAGUCAUGUAGAAGGUCAUGAUGACACUUUUAUGGAAAAAAUAGAAGAUGCCGACACUCCAUUAUAUCCACAAUGCACUAAAUAUACUAAGUUAUCAUCAAUUAUUGCAUUGUAUAAGCUUAAAACUACUAAUGGAUGGUCGGACAAAAGUUUUGAUGAAUUGUUAAAGCUUUUGAAAGAUAUGCUUCCUUUAGAUAAUAUGAUCCCCAAGUCUAUGUACGAGGUUCGAAAAUUUCUUCGAUUAUUUGAUUUAGGAUGUGAAAAGAUUCAUGCAUGUGUUAAUGGUUGUUGUUUGUUUAGAAAAGAUAUAGAAAACUUGCAAGAAUGUCCAACAUGUGGAACUUCACGUUGGGUGUCAGAUAAACUGACUAAAAAGGAGAAUAUUUUAUUACCAAUGUUAAUUCCAGGACCUAAACAACCUGGGAAUGAUAUUGAUAUAUACUUAAAACCUCUCAUAGAGGACUUGAAAUUAUUAUGGAAUGAGGGAGUUGAUGCUCAUGAUGCAUUGGACAAUACAAAUUUCAAGUUGCGGGCUAUUUUGAUGUGGACAAUCCAAGGUUUUCCAGCAUACGGGAACCUUGCUGGUUGUAAAAAUAAGGGACGUUUCAUUUGUCCCUUAUGUCGUUAUGGUACUCAUUCAGAGUGGCUAAAACAUAGCGGGAAGUUUUCAUAUCGAGGUCAUCAAAAAUUUCUUCAAGAAGACCAUCCAUUUCGGAGUAAAAGAAGUUGGUUUGAUAGAGAAGAAGAGCAUGGAAAUCCACCAAGAAUCAUGAAUGGGACUACAAUUGUUGAACACCUUAAAGAUUUUGUGAAUGUUUGGGAAAAAUCCACUUCAAAGAAAAGGAAACAAGAUGAUUCAAAAGAAAUGUGGAAAAAGCGAUCCAUAUUUUUUCAGUUACCUUAUUGGAAGGAAUUGUAUGUUCGUCACAAUUUGGAUGUGAUGCACAUAGAGAAGAAUGUUUGUGAAAGCAUUUGUAAUACAUUGCUAGAUGUUGCUGGAAAAAGUAAAGAUGGACUAAAAGCUCGCUUGGAUUUGCAACAUAUGGGUAUUUGGAGUGCAUUACACCCACAAGAGAAGGGGACUAGAACCUAUCUUCCUGCAGCUUUACACACACUAUCAAAGCUUGAGAAAGAAUUAUUUUGUAAAAGUUUAGGUGUGAUUAAUAGACGCAUGAAGAUAUUGAAAGAUUAUGUCAGAAAUCGAGCAAGGUCUGAAGGUUGUAUUGCGGAGUGUUAUCUUAUAGAUGAGUGUGUGAGCUUUUGUAAUGAAUUCACUUACCAUUCAAUUGAACUAAACACAAAAGAAGGUCGAAAUGAAGAGUGGUCAAAUGAUGUGAUACUUGAAGGUCAUCCAAUUUCUAAGAGGAAAGAAAUUAUAUUGAUAGAUUAG